This is a messenger RNA of Ipomoea triloba (trilobed morning glory), 1950 nucleotides long. RefSeq names its product trihelix transcription factor PTL-like. NCBI's taxonomy places the organism in Eukaryota, Viridiplantae, Streptophyta, Magnoliopsida, Solanales, Convolvulaceae. The transcript has 2 exons. Bases 259 to 1593 code for a protein of 444 amino acids. The record is from RefSeq and is a predicted model, not a curated record.
AAGAGAGAGAAAGCUUUGGAUUGCAGCAGUAGGAUAGAGACAAAGAGAGAGAGAUACGAGAAAUGGGUAAACAGUGCAUUUAGUGGUCUCUCCUCUUCUUCCUCCUCCUCUUCAGCCCCUACUUCUUUUACCACUUAAAUUCAAAGCUUUUUCUUUUGAGGACACGAUCCGGUUCUGCCGCAGCUCUCUCACGGCGGCCCUCAACCUCCCAACCACCGCAAAACCCCCCACGCCGCCGCGUUCUUGAAUCUCCGGUAAAUGGAGGAUCAGUAUGGAAUGGCGGAUCUAAGGAACUUCAUCAACAACCGCCCACUUUUCACUUCCACUCCCCACCCACACCCGCCGGAAUUCCUAUCCCCCCACCACCGGAAUCUCCCGCCGCCGCCGCCGCCGUCGUCGCAUCACCCCUACGAGCUUGUCAUGCCGCCGGUGCCCCGCGCCUUCCACCACGACUUCCUCCCCGACUCCAGCGCCAACAACGCCGCCGCCACCACCACCGCCAGCGUCAUCACUGGCGGUGGCGCGUCCAGCUCCGCCUUCAGCGGCCUGGACAUCGACGCCGCCGCCGCCGGCGGCCUCGGCUUCGACGGCGGAAACGGCCGCUGGCCUCGCCAAGAGACCCUCACCCUCCUUGAGAUCCGAUCAAGACUCGAUUCCAAGUUCAAAGAAGCCAAUCAAAAAGGCCCCCUCUGGGAUGAAGUCUCCAGGAUUAUGUGCGAGGAACACGGGUAUCAGCGGAGCGGGAAGAAGUGCAGGGAGAAGUUCGAGAAUUUGUACAAGUAUUACAAGAAGACCAAGGAGGGGAAAGCGGGGAGACAAGACGGGAAACAUUAUAGAUUUUUCCGACAGCUCGAGGCUCUCUACGGCGAACCCAGCAAUUCCGGUUCCGUGUCGGAAACCCACCACGCCCAAUCCAAUUUUCCUUACACCAACGCCGCCGUGGCGGCCAAUAACACCGCCCAAGACCCCGCCGCAGCCGCCUUUCUUCACGACUCAAAGGUGUCCGACAGCCUCAGCCUGUCGAAUUCCUCGGACUACGACACGACAUCCUCGGACGACCCCGACAGCGAUCACGGCGCGAUGGCGAGCAAGAAGAGGAAGGGGAAAGGGCGGUGGAAGGCGAAGAUUAAGGAUUUCAUUGACGGGCAAAUGAGGAAAUUAAUGGAGAAACAAGAAGCGUGGUUGGAUAAAAUAAUGAAGACGAUUGAGCACAAAGAAGAAGAGAGGAUGUUAAGGGAAGAAGAAUGGCGAAAACAGGAAGCUUCUAGAAUGGAAAGGGAGCAGAAAUUCUGGGCAAAUGAGAGAGCUUGGAUCGAAGCUCGAGAUUCUGCUUUAAUGGAGGCUUUACAUAAAGUAACCGGCAAUGAAUGUAACAAGAAAAGAAAAGACGACGACGAAAACAACAACAACCUAGGAAUCUGCUACUCUUUCCAGAACAACAACAAUGGAGCCUCAUACUGCCCAGAAAAUCAACCCAUCAACCCGGCCAUCAAUGAUAGCUGUUUUAGGCUUCUGAUGGGGGACAAUGCAGAAAAUUUAUGGGAGAAUUAUGGGUUGAAACUCAGCAAGGGAGGUGGAGAUGAUGGAAAAUAAAGUUAUAUUGUUAUUAUUAUUACCAGACAACAAUAAUGAUAAGUUUAAGGAUAAGGCUAAGGCUAAGGUUGCACAGUCUGUAAAAUAUUUCUCAGGAUUGAUUAUUCAUCAGGCUUGAGAGGGUAUUGUAAGAGUAGCUGAUGAUGAUGAUCAGAAGAGGUCAGGAGAUGGCUAGAAAGGAAGGUAAGUUGCAUUGGUUUAGCUAUAAGUGCUGGCUUUUUCUUCAUAGGCAGACAAAAAAACAUUAUGGGAUUUGUGUUUUAUUAAGCUAAGGUUGCUCCUAACAUGAAUGCAACAUCUUCUAGGCUGGACUACUUCUCAACUUUAAUAAAUUGUUUUUAUUUGUUCUUCACUUCA